Messenger RNA from Staurois parvus, 954 nucleotides. The record is from the annotation of a GenBank genome assembly. NCBI's taxonomy places the organism in Eukaryota, Metazoa, Chordata, Amphibia, Anura, Ranidae.
AUGGGACUAUCUACAUUGCACAACAUCAAAGUCUCUGAACACUCAUGUCCUUUCUUUCACCAAGCAGAUGGUGGUAGACCAGUGGUGGACACGAUCUAUGGAACAAUUCGAGGGACAACGUUAACAGUAAAAGAGGUGGACAGAACUGUCCAUGCUUUCUAUGGAAUCCCUUUCGCCAAACCACCAGUGGGGCCUCUACGAUUUGCAGCACCAGAGGCACCUGAACCCUGGAAGUCUGUAAGAGAAGGUGCAGAAUAUCCACCCAUGUGUCUUCAGCCUUUGGAAAUGACCAAAAAAAUGAUGGAAUUAAUAGAAGUGAAGAUCACUUAUCCUACAGUGUCUGAAGACUGUCUGUACCUAAAUGUCUUUACUCCAUCUGACCGAGGUGACAACGCCAGGUUACCAGUCAUGGUGUAUAUACACGGUGGGGGACUGGUAUUGGAGUCCGCCUCUCUUUAUGAUGGAUCUGCACUGAGCGCCCAUGAAAAUGUGGUGUAUGUGGCGAUACAGUACAGACUGGGAUUUCUGGGAUUCCUCAGCACUGGAGAUGGGCAGGCGGCCACUGGAAACUAUGGACUUUUGGACCAAGUGGCGGCUCUCCAGUGGGUUCAGGAGAACAUUAAGGAUUUUGGAGGUGACCCCGGAUCUGUCACUAUAUUUGGAGAGUCAGCAGGUGGAGCCAGCGUCUCUGCACUGGUCCUCUCCCCACUGGGCAAGGGUUUGUUCCAUCGUGCCAUCGCACAGAGUGGAGUGGCCAUAAUGCCAGGACUCAUGGCCAGCUCACAGGAGGAGCUCAUUUUCUAUAGGGAUGUAAGUAAAUUCCUUACUCACCAGAUCCUGAUCCCCGCAUCACCACUACCAUCAACCAGUGGGACAAAAUCAUUACUUUCCAUUUCUCUGAACUUCUUCCUAUGUCAUUCCUACAUUUCUCCAGAUGUUUCUAUUAUUCAUUAA